Messenger RNA from Agelaius phoeniceus (red-winged blackbird), 2438 nucleotides. It is a transcript of the gene PANX3, whose product is annotated as pannexin 3. NCBI's taxonomy places the organism in Eukaryota, Metazoa, Chordata, Aves, Passeriformes, Icteridae. Gene Ontology annotation, molecular function: wide pore channel activity. Gene Ontology annotation, cellular component: plasma membrane. The record is from RefSeq and is a predicted model, not a curated record. Gene Ontology annotation, biological process: cell-cell signaling; positive regulation of interleukin-1 production; monoatomic cation transport.
CAGCCCCUCCCAGAUUGUGGAACUCUCACUUGUCUCUCCAGAGUUGCUUAGCUCAGAUUUGGACAGUCCCUUCACUGGAAAAUCCAUCGAAAGUGCAAUUUGGCAGUGGCUCUGGUAUUUUUUUGCUGUGUUGAGAGACUGCACAGGGAGUUGCUUGGCUUGGCUGGGCUGGGCUGAGCAGCUCUGAGACUGCCCCUGCUCUGUGCUGCCAGCAGCAUUGGUGUGGGUUUCUCAGCACUGUGCUGCUGGGAAACUGUUCUGUAACUGCUCCUUCAGUUACCCUAUUCCUUAUUUUUAGAAUCCCUUAUUGGAGUCCCCUGCCCUUGGGAGCCUUCCUUGGAGCCAGAUUCUUCCCCCUGUGCCCUGAGAGGGAGGCAAGAGGAGGGAUUGAUGAUAUGGGGAAUUGCAGCAGAUGUUCUGCCUCAAAAUUACCUCAUUUGGUGUCUCCUAACCUGUCUGAGGAGCUUGGGGCUGGGCAGCAGGAUGUUCUCUGGCCCCUCUGGCUGGUUUGGAUGCUGGAAAGGGGAUUUUAUGCCCCACAGGACCACUCUGUAUUUGGUUGGGGCUUUUUGCUGUGGGAGGGCCCAGUCCCCUGACUCCCUGCUGAAAAUAGCUGGGGACCCCCAUGCCCUCGGGCCACAGCGCCAGAAAUCUGUUGGCUGAUGAGAGAGGGAGGUAAAACCACGGGGAGCCAGGAGCGGCUGUGGCCGGGCAGGAACGCUGCCCUGCAGGAAUGCUGUCAGGGAGGAAAGUGCCUUCCCAGCCUGCUGCCUUCCCCGCUCGCUGCUGCGGCUGCUGGGGUGGGUUUUUCUAUUUCUGUUUGUGAAAAGGCUUCCCCUGUAAUUACGAGGUGAUUUAACGCCCUGCCUGAGCUGUCGUUCACAGCUGCCGGACACAGCGUUCAGCAGGCUCUCGGCAGGAGCUUUUCAGCCCGGCAAAGUCGCUCCUUGAGCCAGUCACACCUCAGGCAGCCCUCAUCAGUGUCUCUUCCUCACUUCAAAAUGUCCCUCUCGCACACGGCUGCUGAGUACAUGCUCUCUGAUGCUCUGCUCCCGGAUCCCAGCAGUUCCCGAGCCAAGGGCUUGCGGCUGGAGCUGCCGAGCGAUCGCCUGCUGAAGUUCGUCACCGUGGGGCUGCCCCUCUUCCUCGUCUCGCUGGCUUUCGCCCGGGAGUUCUCUGCUGGCUCCCAGAUCAGCUGCUUCUCUCCCACCAACUUCACGGGGAAGCAGUCCGCCUACACCGACACUGCUUGCUGGGACUCCCUCAUCCACCACGGCUUCGACGCCGAGGGACGUGCCAUCACCAAGUCCCUCUGGGCUCUCAAGGUGUUCCCCUACUCGCUGCUGGUGGUGGCAGUGCUGAUGUACCUGCCGUACCUGCUGUGGCGUUACGCUGCUGCCCCUGCCCUGCACUGCGACCUCCUCUUCAUCAUUGACGAGCUGGAUAAAUCCUACAACCGCUCCGUGCGCCUGGUGCAGCACAUGAAGAAGGUCCAGCAGGCCAGUGCGGAGCCAGAGCAAUUCUGGGAGGAGUACGAGAGGGCCCGCCGGGAGAGGUAUUUCGAGUUCCCGUUGCUGGAGCGGUACCUGACCUGCAAGCAGCACGCCCAUGCCCUGGUGUUCAUCUACAUCCUGAGGAACCUGCUGCUGCUCCUCUUCUUGGCUGCCACCUGCCUCUACCUGGUCUUUCUCCACCUAAACAUCUUCUUCCAGGAUGAGUUCAGCUGCUCCAUCAAAACGGGGUUGCUCGAGGCAGAGCCGCACAUCCCGCCGCUCAUCCCUUGCAAGCUGGUCUUCUUCUCCGUGUUCCAGCUCAUCAGCCUCUCAGUUGGCAGUGUCUAUGUCCUCCUCAUCCCUGUUGUCAUCUACAACGCCCUGCAGCUCUGCCAGUGGGACAAGGGGCUGCUCUCUGUCUAUGAGAUGCUGCCUGCCUUCGACCUGCUCAGUCGCAGGAUGCUCACCUGCCCCCUCAACGACCUCAACAUCAUCCUCCUCUUCCUCCGUGCCAACAUCUCUGAGCUGACCUCCUUCAGCCGCCUCAAUGCCGUCAGCGCCCUGAGGGAAGCCACUGCCAACAAGGAGGACAUCGAUACUGUCAUCGACUUCAUGACGCUGCUGGCUGGGCUGGAGACCACCAAGCCCAAACACCAAUCCUGCACCCCCGAGGCCGAAGGCAGCACAGCCCUCUCCAAUGGUGCAGCCCUAGAACCAAAGCCUGGAGUGGAAACAAUGGGAAAGGCCUCACGGGACUCACUCGGCUCUGCCUGACCCAGGAGGAGCAGCAGACAGGGAUCCUUGAUCCCAGGAUCCACUCUUCUGACACAGCUCUACUGCAGCAGCCAGGCUGAACCCACCUGCGUUUCCUGCACCUGGCCUUUCCCUUCUUAUGUACAUUUGUCCAGCAAAAAAGGGUUAAACAUCAAUAUUUUGUGCAGAACC